This is a messenger RNA of Pteropus alecto (black flying fox), 2470 nucleotides long. It is a transcript of the gene RABIF, whose product is annotated as RAB interacting factor. Gene Ontology annotation, biological process: post-Golgi vesicle-mediated transport; small GTPase-mediated signal transduction. Gene Ontology annotation, cellular component: cytosol; membrane. Gene Ontology annotation, molecular function: guanyl-nucleotide exchange factor activity; zinc ion binding. The record is from RefSeq and is a predicted model, not a curated record. The transcript has 2 exons. Lineage: Eukaryota; Metazoa; Chordata; Mammalia; Chiroptera; Pteropodidae. Bases 85 to 378 code for a protein of 97 amino acids.
GAAGUGACUGUGGUUGGAGCACCAUCCAGAGCUAGUGACCAGUCCAAGGGACAAUUUGUGGGAGAAUCAAGGAUCCUCUCCGGAAUGUCUGUUUCUCGCUGGGCACAGGAUGAUGAAAGCAGCAGUGCGAAGCUCUUCCUCCCCUCCAUGAGAAAGAAGCCAGCUCUGGCCGAUGGCAGCAGUCCUGACGGCGACCUCCUCCAGGAACACUGGCUGGUGGAUGACAUGUUCGUCUUUGAGAACGUGGGCUUCACCAAGGACGUGGGCAACGUCAAGUUUCUGGUCUGCGCAGACUGUGAGAUUGGACCUAUUGGCUGGCAUUGCCUAGAUGACAAGAACAGUUUCUAUGUGGCCUUGGAACGGGUAUCCCAUGAGUAACUCAGGGGAGGGGCUCGGCUCCACCCCAACUAUAAAAGCUACUGCUCCCAAGAACUGGACCUAACCCGGAGUGACGGUCCUGCUGGCGCCUUCUCUGCCGACACAGAUCGCGGUGUCCACACAUGCGGCCCAGCCCUCCCAGGGCUCGGCCUGCUUCUCCAAAGCUUCGUGCGCACCUGUCGCGCAGCUCACUUUGCAUCGUGACGUCUCCUCCUCUCCCUUUCCCCACGUUUUAGGACGCUGGGUACUUCUGUAAAUUUCUCGUCGUCCUUGGCCUUCGUCCAGGGCUCUCUGUUACCCAGGGGUUCCCUUGCUUUCUGCUCAGGAAGAGCAGUCGUCAACUUUUAGCCACAGUGACACAUGACAGAUGUUGACCACGUGCUCUCUCAGGAAAGCCUACCCGUGUCUGAGAGCGACUUGCUUGCGCGGCUAACUUUAUCUACAGAAAUGUAUUCUCUUUGAAAGUGUAGUAUUUAUCAACUUCAGUGCUUAAACUAUUAAUCAGAAACCCCUCUGCUGCCCUGUGUGAGGGCCUCCGCUCUGGGCCGCUAGACCCCUUUCGCUGUGGAGACACAUGGCCCCUCCCCCCGCAGGUCUCCUCACCUUGGCAGCUUGCAGGUCGAUGAUCAGAUUUUCAACCUUGUCAGGCAGCCACCCCAAGGCCCCAUAUCUCUUGGAAUCACCGUAGUGUCUGUGGGGUGGAGGAGGGACAGGCCUUUGCCAUAUUCCACAGGAACUUGUAGGUUGGUCUUGGUUAGUGGGUGGUGACGCCAUUCAGUGAACCUGCUGGGCACGGUUCUCAGAGUUCGGACUCUGCUCCGACCCGGAAUACAGACUGUCCGUGCGCACGCCUCCGGCUGUGGGGUCGCUCUGACAGCCCAAUGCUUCACACUCGUUUAACCUUCCAGUGCAAUUUGCAGUGGUCCUGUCAUUUUUCCUCUGGAAUGACUCGCCUGAGAAGGAAUCUGGUGACCAGGUUCAAGCACCCUCAGUCACCCUACCUCUAAGGCCCAGGAAUCCUGGCACUGACAUGAGGACUAAAGAGAGACCGUACAAUCUGCAGUAUGCCACUGUGCAUCUGGUUUCUGGCUGCUUCCUCCUCCCUUCUCCCCAGAACUUACUCUAAGGGCUCCCCAACUAAAUGCAAGCAGCCUGCUCCCCGCUUUCCCAGGCAGAGCCUCAGUGAGCUCUAGCAGAAAGUGAGAGAACUGUUUUCCAGACAAACGGUCAAGUGUCUGUGAUUAUGGCAUCUGCAGAAGACCAGCUGUGAGUGAGAUUUAUCCACUCAGGUCCGAAGGAACAAAACCAAGGAGAUUCCUCGGGGGCGUGCGGCCCCUCCUCACACAGCCAAACCAGGCAAAGCAUUUUUUGAUUUUUCUUUCCUCCCGUGAUCACAGUAGUGGUACACAUUCGUUACAGAUAAAUACGAAAUGGGUAUAAACAUUUUCUUAAUCACUCAUAUUUCCACUGUCCAGAGACUGGUAACAAGAACGUGUAUAUUCUCCUCAGCGUUGUCCUACAAGUGUACGUAAAUGUAUGGUUUUGUAAAGCAUACUCUCUCACAGCUUGCUUUCCCAGUUAAGCAGACACUGACGUCUCAUGGCUGGUGUCCCCUCGUAUUUCUGUGCUGUGAUUCGUUGAAACAAUCCGCUGUUAGACCGUCUCAUGCCCAGUGUGGUGUAAUGUGCAGCCUGGGCAUAAGUCUGUGUACACACUCCUGACUCCUCGGCGUUCGUCACUAGGAGUAGGACAGCAGGGCACACAUGUCGAGGCUUCACUGUGCUGACGCAGACACCUCACAAACCGCUGUGAUAAGUCCCCCGCCUCCGGCAGUGAAAGCACUGCUCCCAGAACCUUUUCAACACUGGGUAUUUAUUGUCAUUGAAAGAAUAUUUUGCCACUUUAAUGAGAGAGAAAAAUAGUACCUUAUUGUUUGAUUUGCAUUUGUGUUAUUUCUAAUGAAAUUUUUAUAUACUUAUUGGUCAUUUGUAUUUCUUUUUUUGAGAACUGCCUCAAUAGCCAAAAAUAUCGAGUUGUUAUUCUUCCUUUUCAGUUUCACUUAAAAGAAAUAAAGGCAUUUAAACAGUGGAAA